AUGCAGUCGAGCCAUUUGCAGGAGCUGUACUUCUUCAACAAGCUCUCCCUUCAGCUGCACAGUGAGGUGAAUCCCAUCUCCGACGCUGCCGUGAACUGCCUCGAGCCGGUGAGGCCUGCACCCGUGGUCGAGACCGUGCUGCCGGAGGACACCAACAAAGAAGACUGUUAA
This is a messenger RNA of Symbiodinium natans, 171 nucleotides long. NCBI's taxonomy places the organism in Eukaryota, Dinophyceae, Suessiales, Symbiodiniaceae. The record is from the annotation of a GenBank genome assembly.